Messenger RNA from Acromyrmex echinatior (Panamanian leafcutter ant), 3331 nucleotides. Its product is annotated as furin-like protease 1. Gene Ontology annotation, molecular function: serine-type endopeptidase activity. The record is from RefSeq and is a predicted model, not a curated record. Gene Ontology annotation, biological process: peptide hormone processing. Gene Ontology annotation, cellular component: Golgi membrane; trans-Golgi network. Lineage: Eukaryota; Metazoa; Arthropoda; Insecta; Hymenoptera; Formicidae.
AGUAGUGGAUGAUAACUGUGGCUCGCGGGGGUGGCGAAACUGGGGCAGCCGGUGGCGAUCAUCGUCGUCGGUGCAGCGGUGGAGCUAUCAUGUGCACGCGGCGGAUUUUCGGACUGGCGGUCGUGGCCCUGCUCACUCUCGGCGGUCGAGCGCGCGCGUAUACCAACCAGUGGGCGGCACACAUCGAUGGAGGAGAGAAGGUGGCCAAGCGAGUUGCCGAGGACUACGGAUUUCGCUAUUUGGGCAAGAUAAAUGAUGAUUGGUUCCACAUGGAGCAUCGAUCCGUGGCGAAGAGGUCGACGGAACCACAUCUCGAAAUGCACCAAAGACUAAUGAAUGACUUCAGAGUACGUCGAGCGGAGCAACAGCGGGCAAAAUCGCGUACUAAAAGGGAUCUUAUAAUCAAACGUCCGUCCAAUAUACUAACCAUGCUAAACGAUGAGAGGUGGCCUCAGAUGUGGUAUUUGAAUAGAGGAAAGGGGUUAGACAUGAACGUACAAGGUGCUUGGGCUGAAGGAAUUACAGGAAAUGGCGUCGUCGUCACAAUUCUUGACGAUGGAUUAGAGAAAGAUCAUCCAGAUCUUUUUAAAAAUUAUGAUCCUCAGGCUAGUUACGACGUCAACAAUCACGAUGAAGAUCCCAUGCCGAGGUACGAUCUCGUAGAUAGCAAUCGACACGGCACCAGGUGUGCCGGAGAGGUUGCAGCCACUGCCAACAAUUCUCUUUGCGCUGUAGGUGUUGCUUUUGGAGCUGGCGUAGGUGGUGUUCGAAUGCUGGAUGGCGACGUAACAGAUGCCGUCGAAGCGAGAUCUUUGAGCCUUAAUCCUCAACACAUCGAUAUUUAUAGCGCCUCGUGGGGACCGGAUGACGAUGGCAAAACUGUAGACGGUCCUGGUGAAUUGGCCACCAGAGCUUUCAUAGAGGGAAUUACCAAAGGUCGCAACGGUAAGGGUUCGAUCUUCGUGUGGGCGUCCGGGAACGGCGGCCGGGACCAUGAUAACUGCAAUUGUGACGGCUAUACCAAUAGUAUCUGGACGCUGUCGAUCAGUAGUGCGACAGAGAAUGGCCUUGUGCCUUGGUAUAGCGAGGCAUGCUCGUCUACUCUCGCCACCACAUACAGCUCGGGUUCUACUGGCGAGAAGCAAGUCGUCACUACGGAUCUACAUCAUCACUGUACCAAUAGCCAUACCGGCACCUCCGCAUCGGCGCCGCUAGCAGCCGGCAUUUGCGCCCUUGCUUUGGAAGCAAAUAGAGAUCUUACCUGGAGGGAUAUGCAACACAUCGUAGUUAGAACAGCUAAACCUGCGAACCUGCAAGCACCAGAUUGGGUAGUCAACGGCGUCGGUAGAAAUGUGAGCCACAGCUUCGGUUACGGGCUGAUGGACGCCACUGCCAUGGUACGCUUAGCGAGAAGAUGGAGGACCGUCCCGGAGCAACACAGAUGCGAAGUAUCGGCGCCUCAUACAGGCAGGACAAUACCACCAAAGAGCCAAUUGGUCCUCGACUUACAUGUCAAGGAUUGCAGCGGCGUUAAUUUCCUCGAGCAUGUUCAGGCGAAAGUAUCGCUGAUGGCAGCGAGACGAGGAGAUCUUCAGAUACAACUAACGUCUCCUCAAGGCACGAAGAGCACUCUUCUCGCUAAAAGGCCGCACGACAUCUCGAAGGCUGGUUUCAGCCAAUGGCCAUUCAUGUCAGUGCAUACGUGGGGAGAGAGGCCGCAUGGAACCUGGAAAUUAGAAAUUCACAAUGAAGGUCGAUACCUCGGACGCGCUACUCUGCACGAAUGGGCGUUGAUUUUCUACGGUACCGCAACGCUGCCCGAUCGGACCGAAUACGCUCUUUACAAUCCGGCCGGUAUGAGUAUACCCAGACGACCGUUCGUCAAGCCACGCGAGACCAUCCCGAAGAAUCAGAACACCCUGGCGAAAGGCAAGCAGACGCAGCACAAAUCCGAUAAGUCCGGCAGUAUGAGCCCGCCCUACGUAAUGAACGCUCAGAUUCAGUCCCAGAGGAAGGGAAAGGCCCGCGGUCAGUACAAGAACGGCAAGUCGGCCAAUCGACCGAAUCCCAAACCCACCGUUCAGACUCUUCGGGGUCUCACCGGAAUCAAUAGAGGGUCCAACAACGUAGCCGGUGACAUGCGUUUGAUCACGUCGAGACCACGUGGGAGAAGUACACCCAGCCCAGUUACCAGCACCGUGACUCAGGCCGUUGCGACAACAAAGGCGCAGACUACCACGACAAGUAAACAGAUUAUUACACAGAAGAUCAUCGACGUGGUUACCGCCUCGCCUCUUCAGCGGGGACUGAUCUUGUUGGAACCACCGGCAAAGGCGGCCACUAACAAAGUCCCGGCGGUAUUUCAACAGUAUCCCAAGAUUCAACAGCUUUAUCCAGUUUACGGUGGAGCUCGCGGUACCGGUCAGCAUGCCACAAGGGCCAAAGGACUCGACUUGCUGCAGGACGAGCAAUUUGACCCAAGGAAUCUGCAACUGGACAAGGACACUCUGGAGGAGUGGAAGCUUGUGUUCUUCGGCACGGAUGCCUCAGUGGAAGUGGACGACGAGCUAGACAAGGACAAGCCGCUGCCGCCAGUGGUCCAUGAAGAAGUCAACAACGCACCUUCGGACGUCCGGCACAAUACUGUGGAUACCGAGGGCGAUCCGUGGACAGGCAGCCGAAAGAUGGAUCGAGUCUCACAUCCAGAGGUGCAGAGGCCAACAACGGAGAACCAGACGAGCGGUUGUGCCGCCUUCGAGGCCGGAGGCAGCGGGUGCCUAGUGUGCAAACCGGGUUGGAAUCACAACAAUGGCAACUGCUUGGAACAGUGUCCACCUGGAACUUACGAAAUACAAGGUGACGACGAUUCCGGUGCUUUCUGCACCAUAUGCCAUUACUCGUGCCUAUCCUGCAAAGGACCUAGUGACGCGGACUGCAUCGCCUGUCACGCGGAUUCGAUGUUUACGUGGAACAACGGAAGAUCAUUAUGCGUGCUGAAUAGCAUUUCUUGGAAAAUGCAAUCCACAGUGUGGUUCCACAGAUUAACUGUGGCAUUUUUGGUCAAUUUGGGCUUAAUGAUUGCUAUUAUUAUUUACUUUGUGUUCACCUGGUACAUCCGUAAACGAAAAUCCGUCCACAAAUACAGCAAAGUAUCUUAUUCUGGUAAUGGUGAAAUUCACACGGAUGCAGAAUUGGACAACACUUAUGUCUAUGAAAGCGAAUGAGUCUAUCAAUGGCGAAUAGUCUAUUAAUGGAAAAUAUUUUUGAAAGAAAACGAUGUUUUUCAGAGUAUUUUGAAAUUGUAUUCCAGCUUUCAAAAAUGUUAGAAGAU